AUGGCAGUUGAUGUUCCAUGCCAGGCCCAAGGAUCUGUAUCAAACGAAAUGGAAGGCCUUGCGCAGAGCAUACAAUUGCUGUCGGAGAAAACCCUCCGAGAUAUCGCCAAAGGUCCAUUGGUGAAAUUCACACUGACAUGCCAAGAGUUUGAGAAGGUGACUCGGGUAUGGCAGUCAUUGAUAGAGACGCUAUCGAGAGCAUCCAUCUCGCCAUCUCAUUCUGCAGAGGCAUGCAAUGCGGCCUCUGCUUUUAUUGAUGCUGCUGUCAAGUCGCAAUGUGAUGCGACCAAGCAGUUGAUUCUGUCACAAGAAGCAUGGCUGUCAAUAUUUGAGGUUUGUCUGCAUCGAUAUGAAGAUGCCAAGCCAAAGCCCAUUAAGAAACUCUUGCUUUCAAUCAUUACCAUCCUAGCCAAAAACCACCAAGGCGCAACCAGAACAGCCUUGCAGACUGCGGUCAUUGAAGCCUUAAUACCUAGUAUUGUACUUGGUGAGCCCCAAUCACAACUAAAGGCGUCACUGGUAUUCCUCGAAUCUUUCAUCAGGAAGGAUGCUAUACUACCCGGCGAGUUUAUCUCAUCGAUGCGUCAAUGGCUCUUGGAAAACCACGCAAAGUGGUCAACAAGUUUUGCCAACGAUCAUGAAGACUUGUCCCCAGGCGGUUCAGAUCCCACUGUUGACGUGGCAUCUGGCAAUCUGUCCAACGAACUAGCAGUCAGGAUCUUUGUUCUCGGGCUUUUGAUCCAAACCAACAACAGAACGAUGGCUGUGGCGGCUGGCAACGUACUGUCAAUCUUGCUUCAGAAGUUGAAACCUGAGACAUCCCCUGAUGAACUGUCAGCGAUAUGGGUAACUCCAGUAAGACGCAUGGUUCUGCAAAACAUGGAAACUUUGGAAGAUCUCUCCAAUCGACUCCUGCAACCUCUGUUCGCUGUUGAUCCCCACGGAUUCAAGAUCUUCCUCAACACGCUUCCAGUCAAGAGCCUUCUCAAAGGUGACAUGACCGAUGCCCCCGAAGCUGAGUAUAUGGUUCUUUUCGCUGCGUUGCAAAUUGGCAAGAAGAUCAACUUGGUUCACGAAGAUUAUAUCUUCAAUUUCGGCAAAGCUAAGCUCGAUAAGAAUGAGGUUCUGAUCAUAAAAAGCGACGUGAUUGGCAAUUUCCUCUUGCAUAGUGAAGCCAAUAUCCGCAUCGCGGCUCUUUCGCUGUUGAUCACGGCAUUUUCCACAAUCAAGCCAUUCACAGUGGGGGCAACAAAGGCUAUCCUUCGUGGUCUUCCAUCUAUGCAUGCUGAAUCUGAUGCACACACUCGAGGAGAGAUUUUGAGCUUGACACGCAAAUUCCUUGUUCGUCUCAAGGGUGGAGUCGUGAAGGACGAAGACGCUACUUCAACAACCAAAGAGACCCCGAACAAGCCAGGCUCGGGUCACAGCAGGAACGAGACUGAGACCAAAGACUUUUUGAGUGCUUACUUGAAGAUGUUGGGGCACGACUUGCGUCUGGCAGCCUCAUACCCUCGCCAUAUCACCGCUCUCAAGGCCUUGAAGCUUCUGUUAGACUCUGGUCUCGACCCACGGAUAGACUUCAAGCUUCAAAAAUCAGAGGCAGAGAAUUAUUGGAAAGUUCAGGUUGAAGUCUUCGAUACUCAACUACUGCGUUUGUUGAUCGAUCUCCUGCUCGAUCCAUUCGAGGAAGUCAGACACACUUCGCUCUCAAUCUUGAGCAUGUGUCCUAGAGAGGUACUACUCAAUGGUUUGGAGAAUAACACUGAUGACCAGUCGGCCGUUGGCAUGCGGUUGACGGAUGCAAUUGUUCGAGCUGAAAAUCUAGCAAGCAGCACGAGUAGAGCUGACCAUGCUGACACCGUUGCUCGUCUUUAUCACAUCAUCUUUUGCGCAGCGCUGCCAGCCCGUUCGGGUCAACAGGCCCCCAAUUGGUGGACAACCAAGGCUUCGGUAGUCGACACAAUCUUGCACAAGCUCGAGGAACGUCUACUAAAUUCAAAGAGCCUUUUCAACUCUGUUACGCGCGAGGCACCACUUCAUGGAUAUACGUCCGGUCUCAGAUACAUUGUGCUUAUGCCAAAUUUCCACUCUUUGAUAUCCGAAGGAUCGGACUCUGCCGCCUGGAGGUCUGUGCAUGAUCGCAUCGUUGCCAUUUGCGAUAAGAUCUGGAAGGAAGCAAAGCCCUUGCUGUGCAUUGACUCACCUGAAGGUCACUCUGACGAGCCCACAGAAGAUCUGAAUGUGGGUCCCAAGGAUGCUCUGUCUUAUUCCUGGAGAUCACUUCGCGAAUCAAGUCUUCUACUCCAUGCGACCCUGUUGAAUACCAGCUACGGACCGAGCGGGAACGACGGACUCACCCGAGCCGACUUUGCAAAUAUUGGAGGCGCAAGCUUCACACAGUUGGCUGAACUUCGCCACCGCGGUGCGUUCACCAACGUUUCACAGACGUUUGCCACAUGUUGUCAACGAUGCAGUUCCUCGAAGGACCCAUCAAUCCGGGAACUUCCUAGGACUUGGUACCUGGAAGCCAAGUCAACUAUAUUUGAGUCAGCAUCCCAACUUACACGUCGCUCCGCUGGCAUACCUGCAAUGGUGACUGGCAUUGUUGGCUCUGAUCCUGGAACACCUUUUUUCACCGACGCCAUAAAUGAACUCCACGAAAUCUCUUACCUUCCUGUACAGUACGACAAAGAAAGACAAUAUCUGGAGCUACCCCAGGUUCAUGCCAUGAACUGCCUGAAGGAUAUUUUCACGAACGCGAAACUCGGCCCCCAUACCGAGCCCUUUAUCAUGAAGGCUUUGACGCUAUCUGCCGAGCGCCUUGGGUCACCAAUUUGGGCCCUUCGAAAUUCAGGAUUGAUGUUGUUCCGUGCCCUGCUUACAAAAAUGUGUCGUGUCAUUCCCGGCGCUGGGCCCGGCUUUGGAGGAAACUCGGGAUCGGAACCGGGAUCCAGAAUCACAUUCGCCAAAUAUCCCGGUCUGCUUGAGCUACUUUCUGGUCUGCUCGCAAAGACAGAGGGCGAAGCAGCGGAGGGUACAGAUAUUAUUACCGAGCGCGUCUUCCCUGCUCUGGAACUAGUUGGCGACAAGCUUCCCAGCCUGGACGAUUCUACUGAUGAGAUGCUGCGUGAGUUGGUGCUUCAACACCUGAGUAGCCCUGUCUGGGGCGUUAGGGAGCAUGCGGCCCGUGUAUACGCCUCUCUACUCACCAGGCAAACUAUACCUGAAGCUUUGCAGAAACUCGUUCUGCUCCCUUCCAGGACUACCGAGAACUACGUCCAUGGUGUUGCUUUAUGCGUGCGAUAUGCUCUUCGCCGGUAUUCCUUUACGACUGAUGAAUUUUGGACUUCAAACCUUGAUCACCUUUUUGCGAGCCUGCGUCUUAUACUAGACGUCUUGUUCCGAGUUGGCAAAUCGCCAUCUGUGGCAUCUGAGUUGGUUGAGAUUAUAAAUGGCACUCUGGAACGAGCCAUCCAAGCACAGAGCGAAGACAAAGUUAUUUCCUUCGUUAAUGAGAUGUUUGAAGCACACGACCUCGAUGGUAUCUUAUCAUUUGUUUUUGAUGCAUCUCAAGCAGGCUGGAAUCUCUCAAGCAUCAGUCGCGCCUCUGCCCUACUUAGAAGAGCUCUUGCUUGGUGCAAGAUACUGAAAAUGCUCGCAUCCCAGCAGUUGGAACAGCUCUCAGCCUUUUACCUUGGAGUAGCCCAAUUCGAUGCUGAUGUCGCUCGUUGGAUCUCCGAGCAGCUCCACGACAUACUCGGUGAAAGUCAGAAGUAUAGACAGCCGUUGGCUGAGCUAUAUGCAUCGAUGGUUUUGGGAGAUUGUCGACCUGAUGUGAAGACUAUGGCUGCAUCCAAUCUCGCAUCUAUCCUGGAGGUCUUGAUACCAUCACAAUUCGAUAUUGUGUUAGGCAUGGAUCUUCCAUGGGAGGCCAUCUCAGAUAGCUUCCAGCCCCAGACAGAUAUCACGACCUGGAAUCGAGAGGCAACUGAUGCUGAGCUCCGACUUGGAGGCUGUCUGUUGGCUAUCCGCUUCUCUGCUAAGGAAUCUUCGUCCUCAUUCGAAGGCGAUAUCCACACUUGGACUAUCAAGCUGCGCUCAGCUUUGAGCGAAGAAACAGAAUUCACUACCCGGUUCGCCGCAGCCGUAUCCGUCGGUAGCUUCUCACGGACUCUUCGACCCUCGGGUGCCCAGCCACGCACGGACACGGUGCUGCUAGAUGUAUAUCUCGCUCUUUAUGAUAUGCUCAAUGAUGACGAUGAUGAGAUUCGUGACAUUGCUGCCUCAACCGCCUCUUGGGUAUUGUCACACUCCUCUGUCUCGCCGGAUGCCGAUGUGGCCCUGGCACCUCUCAAUGCAGGUGCCCUUCUUGCCGACUUUGUCAUCGAUAAUUACUUCGAAUCUGCCCUUCUCGGGCACCGCGUGCUUAAGUAUUUGACCGGCCAAGAAUCAAGGAUCAGUGACUCUGACGAACGAAGCCGCCUCAUCUCUGUGUCAGACCAAAUCACAGAGCAUAGGCAGGAAAGCACUGUCCUCUUCGUGGAGGAGAAACAGAAUCUCUUCAUUGAUGAUGUACGCGAAGUCGAACUUUGGUCUCGGGCUCUGUUGCGUCUAGCUCCCUCUAUGCACACUCAGAUCCCCAUUCGCGAGAUGGCCUCCUGGGCCUUCGAUGGAUUAUCAUAUAUCUGUUCUUUGGUCGGUUCUGGGGCGGAAUCAGAUGGACUCAUUGGCUGGGUCUCGAAACCCGAGAUAUUCACCCUCGGUUUCCGUGUUAUUGUCAUCUCAUCUGCUCUGGGAUCGAGGAACCUCCCAGCACCAGAGAGCCUUCCCAUAGAGCCGGAGGUUUUCCGGGAAUUGUUACAAUCUCUUCUGACUGCUGGUAGGCUAUCAGCUGUUCAUGGGGAUUGGCUGUCGAGAAUACAGACAGCAUUGGAAAAGUGA
Penicillium bovifimosum is the source of this 4941-nucleotide messenger RNA. Its product is annotated as Armadillo-like helical. Lineage: Eukaryota; Fungi; Ascomycota; Eurotiomycetes; Eurotiales; Aspergillaceae. The transcript has 8 exons. Bases 1 to 4941 code for a protein of 1646 amino acids. The record is from RefSeq and is a predicted model, not a curated record. Gene Ontology annotation, biological process: tRNA methylation. Gene Ontology annotation, cellular component: cytosol.